GCGCAUGCGCUGUCGGUCUCCCUCGCGCCGACCGCUCUCUGCUCGUCGUUGCCGGCGGGCCCCGGGAGCUGUCGCAGCUUCGCGUCGGGCGCCGCAGCAGUUGGCGACCGUUGACAGCCCGCACGCCCGCCAGCUCGCGGGGAGUAUGCCCGGCCGGGCCGCGCACCAGGAGGCGGCGGCGGCGGCGGCGGGAGGACCAGAGCCCACUGCAGCCGGGGGGAGCGCGGGGGCCGCCGCGCAGCAGGAGCAGCGGGGCCUGGCGGGCGCCUUCCCGCUGGUGCUGAAGAAGCUGAUGGAGAACCCGCCGCGGGAGGCGCGCCUGGAUAAAGAGAAGGAGAAGAUAAAGCUUGAGGAAGAUGAGGCAGCGGCUGCCAGCACUAUGGCAGUCUCAGCUUCCCUUAUGCCGCCCAUUUGGGACAAAACUAUUCCUUAUGAUGGCGAGUCGUUCCACCUGGAGUACAUGGAUCUGGAUGAGUUCCUGCUGGAGAAUGGAAUUCCUUCCAGCCCUACUCACCUGGAUUUGAACCAGAAUCCACUCUUGCCUGUGGCUGAGCUGGAAGGAAAGGAGUCUGCCAGUGCUUCCACUGGUUCUCCUGCAUCAUCUUCUUCCACUGCGGUUUACCAGCAAUCUGAAGCAGCCUCCAGCACAGAGUCGCCACCACAAAAUGAAAGAAAUACUCCCAGCCCCAUUGAUCCUGAUUGUGUAGAAGUUGAGGUGAAUUUUAACCCUGACCCUGCUGAUUUAGUGCUGUCCAGUGUGCCUGGUGGUGAGCUCUUCAAUCCUCGCAAGCACAAGUUUACUGAAGAGGACCUGAAACCACAACCAAUGAUUAAAAAAGCCAAGAAGGUUUUUGUCCCAGAUGAGCAAAAGGAUGAAAAAUAUUGGACAAGGCGAAAGAAGAACAAUGUGGCAGCAAAGCGUUCCCGUGAUGCUCGGCGAUUAAAGGAGAAUCAGAUCACAAUUCGGGCAGCCUUUCUUGAGAAAGAGAAUACAGCCCUGAGGACGGAGGUUGCAGAGCUGCGCAAGGAAGUGGGACGAUGCAAGAACAUUGUUUCUAAAUACGAGACCAGAUACGGACCCUUUGACUUAUCUGAUUCCGAGUGAUGCAACUUUAAAGACUUUUAAAAACAAAGAAACUAAAAAGCACACAUGAAUCGCCAGUCUUCAGAGUGAGCAGUGAAUUCUGUGAGGUGUCCCAACACAAACAACUGACGAUGACCCUGCCUGCCUGCUUGCCUGCAAGUACCCCAUCUGAACUACCCAGGGCUGGGCAUGAUGAAAAGUGCAAAGUCUCCUUAAUUCUGUAUAUGGCUUUCUUAUCUGUCUUUCUCACUGUAACUAUGAACUACAGUAAGCUUACUUAUUGGGGUUUUGUCAAGACACUCAAAGUUCAUGUCUCAAAGUCUGUUGACAGCCUGUGUGAAUAGUAACUCUUUGUUCUGGCACUUGAGUGGAAGAAAAUAGGGAGUUUUAAAUAAAAGUGUCUGUAUAUAUUAAGAACUUCUAUAUUUUAAGAUGCUUCUCCCUGCAGUUGAAUGAGUUUUCUUUAAUACAGCAGCUCCCUUUUGGUACAGUGUAGCAUCAUGUGGAGUUCUGUGAGUGCAGAAUUGAAGAUGCUAGGAAAGCAGCAGCCUGUGAUGUGAGGCUUCCAAGUGCAGAAAAGUACAGCAGAUGUAUUGAAACAAUCCAGAAAGCACCACAGUGUGCCAUACAAAGAGUAGUAAUAAACCUCUAUCAAAUGACCCAUGUAAUAGUAGAACACUUGGGUUACUUUCUUGCUCCACAGCUACCUGCCUUUUCUUUUGUUUCUUUUAUGGGACUUGCUUGCUUUUAUGGAGUCUUGCUGAAACAAGAUCUAUUCUUCUGUUAACAAUUUAACAAUCAUGGAAAAGGUGCUAGUCUGAGCUGCUGAUUCCCAUGUCUUUUGGUGGUCUGAAACUGCCAAGUGAGUAUUAGCUCCAGCAAAACAAUGGCUAUUAGCUGCCAUGUUACAAUUUUCUGUCUCUUGACUACAUGAGAACUGCAGUGGUGAAAGAGAUCUCAGUUCAUCUGUUCUAUAAAACUGAAACAGCCAAUGAUUUUCCACAGUUACAGCAGGCAGCUUAGGUAUCGAGACCCUUCUGCUGGCGUGGAGAAUACCUGGAAGCUUGGACGGGUUGUGGGGAUGUUUAUUGUGUGUAGACGAUCGAGGAAUCAGAAGUUCCUUUGUAGGAGUUUCAUUAUCGUAACAAUCUACUGUUACAUUAGGGAAGCUUAAGAACUAAAUUUAUGUGGGAAGAAAAAGAAUACUUAAUUUCUGGGAAAGGAGUGCAGUGCCAUGCUUGUAACCAAAAUGGAGCUCGUAAGACGGGGGUGUAUUAAUGCCUGGAGAUUGAUAAACAGCAUAGACGUAAAGAAAAAUAAUCUUGAAAGCCUUCAGAAGCACAAGUGCUAAAAUGACAAGGCACAACUAGUUACCAGUAAAGCUCAAUGCUAUCAUGUUGAACAAGUAUUUUGACUUUUCAUUUACCCAAGAGAUUCCACUUCUCUUUUCAGAGCAGAAAGGCAAAGAGAAAAAGGAGCAAAGCAGCAACUAAUGCUGUAAACUUCAUUUAAAAAAAAAAAAAAAAAAUCUCAAACCCUAGAAUUUGUAACCAAUUAUUUUAAGAAGUCACCUUUGUAAAGAC
Columba livia (rock pigeon) is the source of this 2667-nucleotide messenger RNA. RefSeq names its product TEF transcription factor, PAR bZIP family member (gene TEF). Gene Ontology annotation, cellular component: nucleus. The record is from RefSeq and is a predicted model, not a curated record. Gene Ontology annotation, biological process: regulation of transcription by RNA polymerase II. Gene Ontology annotation, molecular function: RNA polymerase II cis-regulatory region sequence-specific DNA binding; DNA-binding transcription factor activity, RNA polymerase II-specific. NCBI's taxonomy places the organism in Eukaryota, Metazoa, Chordata, Aves, Columbiformes, Columbidae. The transcript has 5 exons. Bases 5 to 1105 code for a protein of 366 amino acids.